CGGAGGGGGCGGGGCUGCUCACCGUGGCUCUGUCCGGUUCUCAUCUCUGCGGUCCCUCCUCGCGAUGCUGUCCGCUCUGAGGUCCGGUGUCCGGGUGCUGCUCCCAAGCUGCGCCGCGGCGCCGAGGCUGCGCUCCUACCACGGGGACGCGGUGGCCGCGCUGGGCUCCCAAAUCGACACGGGCUCCGCUCUCUACCAGGAAAACUAUGAACGAAUGAAAGCUCUAGUAAGUGAACUACAUGAGCGAGCAGAGCAUAUCAGGCUAGGAGGUAGUGAGAAGGCACGGAAACUUCACAUAUCAAGAGGAAAACUGCUCCCUAGAGAAAGAAUUGACAGACUCCUAGAUCCAGGAUCUCCAUUCCUGGAGUUUUCCCAGUUUGCAGGUUACCAAUUGUAUCCUAAUGAAGAGGUCCCAGCAGGGGGAAUUAUUACAGGCAUUGGCCGAGUGUCAGGAGUGGAAUGCGUAAUUAUUGCCAAUGAUGCAACUGUCAAAGGUGGGACCUAUUUCCCAGUGACAUUGAAAAAACACUUACGGGCCCAGGAAAUUGCCUUGGCAAAUAGGCUCCCCUGCGUGUAUUUAGUUGAUUCGGGAGGUGCAAACUUACCUCGACAAGCAGAAGUAUUUCCAGAUCGAGAUCACUUUGGUCGCUCAUUCUAUAAUCAAGCAAUUAUGUCUUCUAGAAAUAUUUCACAGAUAGCAGUGGUGAUGGGAUCCUGUACAGCAGGAGGAGCUUAUGUUCCUGCAAUGGCUGAUGAAAGUAUUAUUGUUGCCAAGCAAGGUACCAUUUUCCUGGGAGGACCCCCCCUGGUUAAAGCAGCAACUGGUGAAGACGUAUCAGCUGAGGACCUUGGAGGUGCUGACCUGCAUUGCAGAAAGUCUGGAGUAACUGAUCACUAUGCUUUGGAUGACACUCAUGCACUUCACUUGGCAAGGAAAGCUGUGAGGAGUCUAAACUAUAGUAAGAAAUUAGAAGUGACGAUAGAACCUUCUGAAGAGCCUUUGUUUCCUCUAGAUGAGGUAUAUGGAGUAGUUGGAGAUAACCUCAAGAGGAACUUUGAUGUCCGAGAGGUCAUUGCUAGGAUUGUGGAUGGAAGCAGAUUUGAUGAAUUUAAAGCCCUCUAUGGAGACACCUUAGUCACAGGGUUUGCUAGAAUAUUUGGCUACCCAGUGGGAAUUAUUGGAAACAACGGUGUUCUUUUCUCAGAAUCUGCAAAGAAGGCAACUCACUUUAUUCAAUUAUGCUGCCAAAGAAAGAUUCCUCUUGUGUUUCUUCAGAAUAUUACUGGUUUUAUGGUUGGCAAAGAAUAUGAAGUUGGUGGAAUAGCAAAAGAUGGAGCCAAGAUGGUGACUGCUGUGGCCUGUGCCAAUGUACCUAAAAUUACUGUCAUCAUUGGGGGAUCUUAUGGAGCUGGAAAUUUUGCAAUGUGUGGCAGAGCGUAUUCUCCAAGGUUUCUCUACAUGUGGCCGAAUGCCCGUAUCUCAGUGAUGGGAGGGGAACAAGCUGCCAAUGUUUUAGCCACAGUAGCAAAAGACCAGAAAGCAAGAGAAGGGAAGGAGCUCUCCAGUGAAGAAGAAGCUGCUUUAAAGGAGCCUAUCAUUAAGAGGUUUGAAGAAGAAGGAAGUCCUUACUACUCCAGUGCAAGGCUGUGGGAUGAUGGAAUUAUUGAUCCAGCUGAUACCAGACUGGUCCUGGGUCUUAGUAUUAGUGCAGCCCUCAAUGCCCCAAUCGAGAAGACCAACUUUGGACUUUUCAGGAUGUAAUAGAAUUGUAGGAAGUUCUCUUAUGGGUUUUUAACUAAAGAAUACAAAUUAGGGGCCUUAAAAGUUCAGACAUUUUUAAUAUAAUGGUGCAAUAAAAAUUCACUACCUUUGUGUUAUUUUAAAAAGUGUACUGGGUUUUGUUGUCAGCCAGACUCUCUUUUAAAAAUGUUAGUGAGUAUACUCAUUCAAUGAAUCUAAAUGUAUUUUGAGCUCUUGUUGAGUGGCCUCUCUAGGCCUCAGGUUCACCAUUUAAAACAGAUAUAACGAUGUAUGAAACCUACUUCUGUCAUAGGUAUGUUGUGAGGAUAAAUGAAGUAAUGUGUUUCAUGAUAUUUGAUAAAUCAUUCAUCUGCCACUUUAACUUUGGGCAAGCCACUUGAUUUCUCUGGGCCUCAGUUUCCUCAAGAGGGGUUGGACUAAAUGACCAUCAAGGGUUUUUUUUCCCAGGAAUAAAUCAAUGAUUUAGAAAUUACAUGUUUUGAAUUCUGUAAGAAAGAAUCAUCUAUAUAAACCAGGCAUUCUGGAAAAUAUUAUUUAAGCCUCUAUUUUCUCAGAAAUGUAAAGCUUCUUGGUUUUGUUUGAUAAUAUUUUAAAACUAAUAAUGAAAAGUCAUGUGCCAUGAGAUUUUGAUUUUUCUUAGUCACUGUAACUUUAAAUUUAAAUGAUUUUAAAAAAUAAAACCUAAUAACUACAGAUUGUUUUGCCUAAAAAAUUAAUGACAUUAGAGUAUUGGUAGGUGGCACAUGUCAAAUUUGGAUGGAUCUGAUUUGUUAUACUUAAUUACGUCAGUUUUUCCCUACAAAGUAUAUAGUUAUUACUGAAUACACUGUAAUACAUCUUCAUAAUUCAGAGUUUUCAUUUUUAGAAGUUGGUGUAAAUUUUAAAGCAACAAUAUAUUUUGAGGAGUAUAUCUGACUCAGUUUUAUCAUCUGUAAAGUGAGGAUAUUAAUAACACCAGGAUUAUUAUUAGAUUUGAAUGAGAUGGUGUAUGUGAAGUACUUUCCAAACCUUAAAGCACCCGAUAAAUGUUAUUGUUGUGGUUGUUGUUGUUAUUGUUACUACAUAGUAGAUGGAGAGCUGGCCCCAGAAAUAGGAACACCUGGACUCAAGUCUGACUGAGCCAUACUGGCUGUGUGAUAUUGGGCAAGUUGCCUCCUAGGUAAUAGUCUGAGACUAUAGUUUGUAGAGAAGGUGCCCACCUGCAUUGACAGAGAGUGUUUUCUUACUUUGGAGCUCCCUAUACUGGUGAAAUCACAGAUCUAAUCUCUUUUUUUUCCAAAAAUAAUCAGGAUAGGGAUAGAACUUGUGAUUUUACUAGCAUAGGGAACUGAAAAAAAUGAGGAAAUGUUCCUUUACCAAUGCAGGCAAACACCUUCUGUAAUCUGUAGUCUUAGGGUUGCCUAGGGUUCUGAGAGGUCACAUCCAGCAUGUGCAAGAGGUAGGACUUGAGUCUAGGUCUUCCUGGCUACCUCUUAUGUGUGUGUGUGUGUAAGAGAAUAUAUGAGCAAUUUUCCAGCUGCAUCAGAAAAUGAAUUAUGAUUUGGUUAUUUCAUUUAACAAAACAAAUGAAUACUGCUUUUAUUAAAGACAUUGGGAGAUUUGA
Messenger RNA from Phascolarctos cinereus (koala), 3365 nucleotides. RefSeq names its product methylcrotonyl-CoA carboxylase subunit 2 (gene MCCC2). Gene Ontology annotation, cellular component: mitochondrion; methylcrotonoyl-CoA carboxylase complex. Gene Ontology annotation, biological process: L-leucine catabolic process. The record is from RefSeq and is a predicted model, not a curated record. Gene Ontology annotation, molecular function: methylcrotonoyl-CoA carboxylase activity. NCBI's taxonomy places the organism in Eukaryota, Metazoa, Chordata, Mammalia, Diprotodontia, Phascolarctidae.